Messenger RNA from Ictalurus punctatus (channel catfish), 6410 nucleotides. RefSeq names its product FA complementation group D2 (gene fancd2). The coding region runs from base 901 to 5217 and encodes 1438 amino acids. The record is from RefSeq and is a predicted model, not a curated record. Gene Ontology annotation, biological process: mitotic intra-S DNA damage checkpoint signaling; homologous chromosome pairing at meiosis; double-strand break repair involved in meiotic recombination. The transcript has 44 exons. Gene Ontology annotation, molecular function: DNA polymerase binding. Gene Ontology annotation, cellular component: nucleus; condensed chromosome. NCBI's taxonomy places the organism in Eukaryota, Metazoa, Chordata, Actinopteri, Siluriformes, Ictaluridae.
GCGCGGUUAGAAAACUCGGGCGGCGCGCGUACAAUACGCGUGCACUCUGCUGAUGACGAAAUUUGCGUAACGCGUACUGUACGCUGUUCCUACGCGUAAAACGAGAAGCAUACAUUCUACUUAACCGCGCGAAGGUCGCACAUGCGCAUUUAAUUCUUUGCACUAUUUAGUUGUUCCACAAGGUGACAACAGUGACCCAGGGCCUGAUUGUUCAAGAAAAAAGAAACGAGUGCUGGUUAGAAAGUAUCCGCAUUUGUAUAACUCUAGCCUUAAAGUGUAUAAGGAUUUGUAUAUGGGUACUAAUCGUGGCGAGAGAUUGCCCAAGCAUUGUUCUUUGUGUUGUGAUUCUUCUUCAUUGUCGUCCUUCAGUCCUUUACUGCUCUGUACUGACCCUUGUAGGCCAGGAGGGGUAGUGCAAGUUGUCGUAAUGCGCAUGCGUCGACCGUCAGCUGGCGUAUACUUUGAAAGGCGUUGCGUACGACUGUAAGAAUACCAGACAGAGCCUUUAGACACGCCCCCAUUUUUAGGGAACAUCUUCAAAUUUAAUCAUCGAUUAAUUUAGGAAAGCAACAAUCUGUCUUGAAAUGAAUGCGCUGUUACUUGUAUAUAGCACAGAUACAAAACUGUUCAUUUAAUCACCCGAAGAUGUAGAAAAUUAGAAAUAAAUGAUAUUGGAAGCAAGAUUCCUAUUACUUACGUUUUUAAUUCGGUUUGGAAAUAUAACGACUGUCCCUUAUACUUUACGAAACAUUGGCGCGGGAAUCUUUCCUGAAACGAGUGGGUUUGUGGCUCCUCUAGAAGGACUGUAAUCCAGUAAAACAAACCCCGGCUCGUGACGUUUCCAACCCUGGUUGUGGAAUACCCCCUGGCACUUCCUGUACCUGCCAAGAGUAGCUGAGGAUGAUGCGCAAAAAGAAAAGAUCUUCAUCUGUUUCAGUCGAUGAAGAUCCAGCCACACGCGUUGUUCCCAAAUCAAAGAAAAGCAAGUCCGCUGGACGGCCAGCCAAAUCCCUUUCUGCUAGCGUUCCUGAUUCUGUAUUUGGUCACAUGCUUCAGGAAUCAGGUGUCAUCUUGAGACAAGGAAACAUGGCCAAUGAGAUCGCCGUGGAUCAAGUUGUGUUUCAGAAGAGAUUACAGCAGCAUCUGAGAAAGAGUCCCAGAUAUCCCAAUAUCAUUCAGGAGUUUAUAUCUGGCUUGGAGUCACACUUUGAAGACCCUGAGAGGUUUAGGAACUGCCUGCUUCCAUGUGUGCCACGUUCUGCAGGCGAGGGAGACACCAGUUCAAGUUCGUUUCAGGAGAGCCUGGUGCGGAUGCUUCUGGGUGUUGAGAUACUACAGACCCUGGUCAUAAACACUUUGUUUGAGAAGCUUCCAGAGUUCAUGUUUGAGGGUGUUGGAGAGGAUGGUCUGAAUAUUCCACACCUCAUCAUUAAUCAGCUGAAGUGGCUCGAUCGACUUGUGGAUUGCAAGGAUUUGGGCAGUAAGCUGAUGCAGCUCGUGUCUGUAGCUCCUGUUGAGAUCCAGCGUGACAUCAUCACCAGUUUACCUGAAAUACUGGAGGACUCGCAGCACGGAGACAUGGCCAGGGAGCUCAAUGCCUUACUCCAGCAGAACACCCAGCUGACUGUUCCCAUCCUGGAUGCUCUGUCCAGCCUCAACCUCAGUUCCACAUUGCUUUCUGAGGUCCGUGGUGCUGUCAUGGUGACCGUCGCCGCAGUGCAGCUGGAGGAUCUCCCUGUUGUAGUGAAGUUCAUCUUACACUCCAUCUCUGCUUCUGACGCUAAUGAGGUGGUGUGUAUUUUACGAAAGAAGCUGGAGUUGGAGCAGUGUGUGUUGUCAUCAGUGCUACAGGCCUCUCAGAGCCGUGAUAAGAGCAAAAAGAACAGAGGGUCCUCCAGUGUCCCAGCAUGCAGCAGUAAGGACAGCGUGGCUCUGGUCCUGGAGGUGAUUAAGUCAGCUGUGCGUUUUCAGAAGACUAUCUCUGAGGCCUGGCUCAAGGCCAUAGAGAAUGUCACUGAGCAAGAAGAUCACAAGGUGGUUGACGUGUUGGUUUUGCUUAUUCUCCACUCCACUAACGCUAACCAGAGUCGACGUGGGGCCGAGAGAGUGCUGAAGGCGAAAGUGCGUGGCGGCCUCAUUCACGAAGCACUGCUGAAUAAGACUUUUAGGGAUUACGCUCAGGUGAUGCGUGGGUAUUUUCCAAGCAUUCUUUCCUUGGCACAAGGGCUGCUGCGUUCUACAGACUGCUGUGUAGUGCCCUUUGGAGGACACAUUUACAAACAGGCCUUCACUGCUUUUGACUCCUACUGCCAGCAGGAAGUGGUGGGCUCGCUGGUCACACACGUGUGCAGUGGUGUGAGCGGAGAGGUGGAUGUGGCUCUGGAGCUGCUGUGUGAGUUAGUAUCCCAGAAGCCCACAGAGAUGGCACAGUAUGCUGUCUUUGUUAAGGGAAUUCUGGACUACAUGGACAACUUGAGUCCUCAGCAGAUCCGCCGUCUUUUCCAUGUUCUCAGCUGCUUGGCAUUUGGACAAGACCAACACGGCAGCCAUAUUCAGGACGACAUGCACAUAGUGAUCCGAAAGCAGUUGUCCAGUACAGUGCCUAAGUACAAACGCAUCGGCAUCAUCGGUGCUGUUAUGAUGGUGGGGAGUAUGGCAGCACGAAGAGACCGGUCAGAAGGCUCUCAGGGAGGUACACUGCCCAAAGACACGCAUCGACAGGUGACGGUGCUUCUGGAGUUAGUGCGGUCGUGCAGUGAAGGCUCGGCCGAGGCCGCUGCGCUGUACUACGACGAACUGGCCAACCUGCUGCACAACCACAGACUGGACCCACUGGUGCAGGCGUGGAUUGGCAAGAGCGUGCUGGAGGAUUUCCAGGAGGACUUUGUUGUGGACCUUGGACCAGAGAUACCUGGCUCAUUUCCAUUCACUGCCUCAGUUAUGUACAAUCUGGAUGAAGAUGAGAGUCAAGGAGGAAUUGCCAUUAACCUGUUGCCCCUAAUGGCUAAGGAUCUGCUGCACAAAGCAGACAGCCACAGGGACGGCAGGCAUGUAUCUCCUCUGUGCCUGUCCUCGUUCUUCAGACUGCUGAGGCUGUGUGAGGAGGAGCAGCACCAGGGUGAUCUGGAGGAGGUCGAUGCUCUUCUAGGCUGUCCGCUGAUCCUGACAGAUAUGGAGGUGGUAGAGAAGGUAGAGAGUCUGUCUAAGACAGAGCGAGAGUUCCUCUGCUCUCUGCUCUUCUACACCAUCAAUUGGUUCAGAGAGGUAGUAAAUGCAUUUUGCAAGCUGAAAGACCCUGAGAUGAAGAUGAAGGUUGUAACUCGUCUUCAGAACAUCACUUACCUGCAGACACUGUUGGAGACAUGCUUGGCAGUUAGCCCUGGAUUCACUCCUCCUCUGGCUAACUUUGACUGUGACAGUGCAGAAGUUUUGGCUCCUGCUCCUUCUGUUGCUCCUGCCAAGAAAGCGAAGAAAGAGUCCACAGGGAAGAAGAGGAAAAAAGCAUCAGCCAGUAAGAACUCAACAGACGGCUCACAACUGGAGGAGGUUGUUGAGGUCGACGAACCACGGGCGCAGGACCACCCAGAGAAGGAGGUGAAAGCAGGGGUGAGUCUGUCCUCAUACUGGCCGUACUUUAGGGAACUGGACAUGGAGGCUCUGAACGUUUUGCAGUGUGGCCUGCUCUCCCGAUCUGUGCUGGACACCGAGCUCCAUAGCAAGGUGAGAGAGGAGGUACAGCUGGGUCCUGCAGAGUUGGUGUUUCUGCUGGAGGACAUGUGGCGUAAACUGGAUUUCAGCCUGGCUGCUGCUCCAGCAAAGAAAGCUCCGUUUCUCAAAGUGAAGGCAGACAGGGCAGUGGGAUUCUCUCACCUGCAGCAGAGGAGCUCCAAAGAUGUUGCUAGCUGCUGUGUUGAACUGCUAGGGACGUUGUGCACACACCUGGAGAACUGCCACAACCAUUUUCAGACUUUCCUGAAUGAAAAUCAAGGAGUGGUGGAUGCUCUUGGUGUGGAUAUGAAUGUACAGCAGCUUAUGUGUUCAGCUUAUCAGCUCCUUCUACAGGUCUUACAUACAGCAUUUAGCUGGUCUGGCUUCUCCCAGCCGGAACAGCGGCCGCUGUUAAAGAGUGCUCUCAGUGUGCUCGCCAGCCGACUGAAGGAGAAAGAUGCAGACCUAACCCUGGAGCAGCUUAUAAAACACAGUUUUGAAUACCUGCUGAAUUUCCGGAGCACUGUGCCCAGCCUAAACACGGCUCUGAUCCUGACGCAGCUGCUCAUUGUGCUCAGUCAGUAUGGACGAUCCAGCCACAGCUUCUACAGAGAACACACCGCAUCCUUGGCUAAGCAUUUCCUGUGUCAGGAGUGGGUGACAGGAAGUGGUGGGAAGGAACGUGGGAACAAACACAACGAUGCACUCCAGAGUCUCCUCAGUAUUUAUCUAGGACACGCUGAUGAUGUGCUGAAAGCAGUGGAAGAGAUAACAGAAAAUGGGAUCUCCGAGCUAUUAAAUGCUGCUAAAGAUGCCAGCUCUCGUAGCUGGCGCACACUCAACAGGCAGACUUUUUUGGUGUACUAUAAAGUUAUGAUGGCAGAGCUGGAGAAGUGUGUACGAAAGAUACCUCCUGGGAAACAGACAGACAGCAGAGAGGUCCAGAGUGAGAAACUGCUAGUGUGGAACUUAGCUGUCCGGGACUUCCAUAUUCUCAUUAACAUGGUCAAGGUUUUUGAUAGCAGACCUGUGCUCAAUGUGUCUUUAAAGUAUGGCCGGCUUUUUCUCGAAUGCUUCCUUAAGCUCGGAAUGCCUCUCCUCGACUACAGCUUUAAAAAACACAAGGAGGAUGUUCAGAGUUUACUGAAGACUUUUCAGCUCAGCACCAGGCAGCUCCAUCACAUGUGUGGCCACUCAAAGAUCCGGCAGGACACAGCCCUGACCAACCACGUGCCAGCGCUGAAGAAGCACCUUGAGCAGUUUGUGUAUCGUGUAAAGGCAAUGCUCACUCUGAACCAAUGCCAGGAGGCUUUCUGGCUGGGCAAUCUGAAGAACAGGGAUCUGAGGGGCGAAGAGAUUCUCUCACAACGCUCCCAAGAAAGUGAUGACGAGGAUGAAGAGUCUUCUCAGCUACAAGAGGGGAACGAGGAAAGUGAUGCUGAGGUGAAGGAAAAUGGGCACCAGGAUGACGAGGAAGAGGAAGAGGAGGACUCCGAUGUGUCAGACUGAUCGGGCAGCAUACAACACUCUUUUUAUCCUUUUAUAUCCAUUCACAGUCAACCUUACAUCUACAGUACUAAAGCUCCUUAAAUUCAAUAACCCAUUAUUUUGAUUUUUCAGCUUGAUAAACUUUAUCAACUUUAAGACUACAAGACAUUAGGGUCAAAAUCUAAACACAAUUCACCCGUAUUGUUAAGACUGGUUUUGCAAGAAAAAUUCUUUCACUUUUAAUACUUGAGUGUUUUUCUUGUUUACAGUUAUCAUUGGGGUUUUUUCUGUUUGAUUACAUUAUAUUCAGGUGUGUGUGUGUGUGUGUGUGUGUGUAUUCAUUUGCCAAUAAAAAUGUUGUCAUGGAUUUACAUUCAAAUUUAUGGCAUUUGGCAGACGCCCUUAUCCAGAGUGACUUACAGAAGUCUCUAUCAGUAAAUACAUACUAAUACUGGCUCACUAGAUCAUGGACGAACAAAACAUCAUUCGAAAAACUAUUGGGGAGGUAAUAUAGUCAGAAAAGCACACAGACUAUUUAUUUAUUUAUUAAAGUGCUAAUUUAAGUACUUCAGAACUUAUUUGUCAAAAUCUAUAGUAUUCUGUGAUAAUGUCCUUAAAUCCUACUGGGCUUAGAUCACAAGUCGACAAAUCUGGUGAACCGAGUUUUACUGGAAGAAAAGCCAGUAUGACUCCUAGUUGUGUUUUUUUUCUCCAGAAGUUGAUAUUUAGAUAAACAAUAUAAAAACUCCUUAAUAUGGUUGAUAUAGUGUAGUUUUAAACCCAGUCAAUAAAAGUAUUAUUUUAAAAUAAUCUCCACCAUCAUCAUUUCCUUAGCCCUGGACCCCGCUUUAGGAACCAUGGCUUUGUCGUCUGCUAGGUUUACACUGCCUGUCAAAGGUUCUGGAAGCCUUGGAGUUUCUUAUGUUUUAUUUCAGUUUAAUUGCUAUAAUUAAUAUCUAAUUUAUAUUAUACACCUUUGUGUAAUGUAAUGGUUUGCUGUCAGAUCCUAAUGGGAUCCUAAAUGAGUGCUGUAUUAAAGGUAGGUGCACUUGGAUUAUAAACAGGUAAAGCCUGUAGAUAAAAGACUCGCAAUAGGAUUAACUGUAAAAGAAAAAAAUAUGUGCCUAAAAUACAUAAUUUGUUUACCUUUUCUAGAUUGUUCCAUUUCUGAUUUCAGUAAACCUUUUAAUAAUAAACAUUUUUCAGUUCACUUA